AUGCAUCACCCAGUCGUACCAACUCCAAAAGUCGUCAACAUCUUUGAAGAUGGCAAGCCCAUCGACAUUGCCACCCCAUUCGACCUCGCCCGUAUCCAAGCGCAGUACAUCCCUCUCUUCCAGGGAAAACAAUUCACCUCAAAGGUCCUCCCUGGCGUGAACCAAAUCUGCUACGUUAUCACUGGCGAGGGCAGCUUGACCAAGGACAACAAGAGCGCACCCCUCCGUGUAGAUGACUGCUUCUCCUUUGCGGCUGCCAAAGAUGUCGAGCGCACGUACACAGUCGACGCAAAGGAAAGUGACAUGGGUCUCUUAGUCAUCUCAGACACUCCACAUGUAAUGCCCGUCGUCCUUACAAAAGAACCACCUGCGUUCCCCAAGAUUAUCAACGCACCCUCUGUUUCCGUAUGGCGUGGCACUGCGAUCGACACUACCAAGUCUGCCAAACUCACUAAAGAGACGGAUAUUGCAGACCUUCCCAGCAUUCCAUGGCACUUGAAUAUCGAAAGGAUCCCCUCCCGGCACCCAGUCAUCCAACGCACAUGCCCAUUCUGCCGAAGACGAGGUGCCACUCCAGAAAAGAUUCUCAAGAGCGGCGACGUAGUCGGGUGGAAAGCCGGGACGGGUAUCGCCCACACCCUCCUCAACGACGCACAAAACGAACAAGGUGACGGCGAAGAUCUUGUUUUCCUUUGCUGGGGUGAAGAUCGCCCAGACGAGGAUAAAGUGUUUUACGCCGCUGCGUCGCCUUCGUGGUGGAAGCCCGAGGUUCGUUGGAUGGAACGUCCAGUUCACGGCCAAGGACAUGCCCCUCCCUUUCCCGUUUUCCCGCGGCCAGACGGUAAACCGUUCCCAGAGGAACCAAAGGCUGGAGCUCAAGGAUCUUGGUAG
Molecule: messenger RNA, 891 nt
Organism: Serendipita indica DSM 11827
Lineage: Eukaryota; Fungi; Basidiomycota; Agaricomycetes; Sebacinales; Serendipitaceae
Source: the annotation of a GenBank genome assembly